Molecule: messenger RNA, 603 nt
Organism: Rattus rattus (black rat)
Lineage: Eukaryota; Metazoa; Chordata; Mammalia; Rodentia; Muridae
Gene: Mrps21
Product: mitochondrial ribosomal protein S21
Exons: 3
Coding region: 231-494 (87 amino acids)
Biological process (GO): translation
Cellular component (GO): ribosome
Molecular function (GO): structural constituent of ribosome
Source: RefSeq, a predicted model, not a curated record
GGGCAAUUAUCUUUUUAAUUUAUUUUUGGUGCGGCCCUGGGUGAGGGUGGGGGGUGAAAAUCAGGACAGCUUGCAGUAGUCUGUCCCCUCUUUCCACCAUAUGGAUCCAGGGUUCCAACCCAGGUCGUCAGGCUUGGCGGCAAGUGCCUUUACUUGCUGAACCAUAUCACCGUGCAGUGAGAGGAUUGUUGUCUAUAGGUCCUGAAGAAUGAAGAUUUAAAUACAAGGUCAUGGCUAAACAUCUGAAGUUCAUUGCCAGGACUGUGAUGGUUCAGGAGGGGAACGUGGAAGGUGCCUACAGGACCCUGAACAGAAUCCUCACCACCGACGGGCUUAUUGACGUCAUAAAGCGACGACGCUACUAUGAGAAGCCUUGCCGCCGCCGCCAGAGGGAGAGCUAUGAAACAUGCCGGAUGAUCUACAACAUGGAAAUGGCUCGAAAGAUUUACUUCUUGAUGCGAAAGAACCGUGCAGACCCAUGGCUGGGCUGCUAAGGCUUGAGCCCACAUUAUUUCUAUGUCCAACUCCUUUAUGCAACCAAUUUCUGUUACUUUUCUCCACAAUAAACUCAAUCACAGGUGAACAAAAAGGCUUGGACAUACA